UUUCAGUUCCAGGCUAAGAAGGACUGAGUAAUUACGUGACAGCUUAAAUUAGGUAGGUAGAUUUCUGCUGGUGUGGUUCAGUAUCGUGAUCCUCAGCAUGGCAUUUAUUCUCUCUCUCUCUAUCCGGCAUGAUGUCAGUGUCCUUGCUGUUGUUGAGAUGAUGUUGAAUUGAUGAGCUGUCAUUAAAGUCAGCUAUUAUGAAUACGUCCAUUCAUAAAAUGAGCCAAUGCUGUUAUGAUAAACAGCUAGAAGUGCAAUUGCUAUCAAGGCCCUGUUUUUGUCAUUGUCUUAAUGAUAUCAUUAUGAGUCAUUUGUUUUAAAAGUUUCCAUUUAUCAGCACACAUGAAUUUUAAUUUGAUGAGUGCAGCAAAAUUAAGGCGGUGAUAUCCACUGCGUUUAAUGCAUGAAUACAGCCCCUGUGUGCUUCCUUUCACCCUUCAUUCAUUCAUUCACUCAUGUUUCUGGAAAAUCUAUCUAGCAGACAUUAAGGUUAACAAGGUAACUUUAUCAUGCACUGAAUUUGGUCUUAUUUUGCACAGUUUUAGUGUAUUAGACAUCUCUGUGGUUAACCAGUUACAGUGGUAAUGUAUAGUGCUUUAAGUGUCUGUUGUCUCUGGGGUUAACCAUUCACAGUGUUAAUGCCCAGUAUGUUAUGUUAAUAUGUUGGUAAACUUAACAAAUUAGUGAUAACGGGUGAGUGUGACACCACCAUCAUAAAGUUCAAGUGUAACAGCCUUGUCCCCUGCUCUAUCAACUAGUGAUGGACCAUAUGACUCAUUUACAGAAUCGAUUCUUUUGAAGUACCAGUUUGCGUCAUUGAGCGCGUGUUUUGAUUCAUUUGAGUCACCAAGCAUCAGUAGUAGAAGACGGGGCUGUUCGUUGUUAAAACCUAAAUGUUUAGUUAUCAAUGAAUCAAAAUAUUUUUGGCUACAGCUGUACGUCCUUAACAUAAUAAACUACAGAAAGCGCCUUUAAUGUGUCUUUUACAUGAAGGUGUGAAUAUAGUGUACUUUUUAGGCUCACUAAAGUACAACCCCAGCGACACGGAAUGGUUUAUUUGUCUGAGGGUGUAUAGUAGUAAAUAUCAAAGUAUGGCAAUAUUGUAGCCUAAGAUAAUCUGUGGUUGUGAUUUAGGAAACGUACACCUUGGUUCAGUAUUUCGGAUGUAAGGGCAACUUUCGAUUCGUUCGCUCGUGCGAAUCGAUUCACUCGAACCCAUUCAAAAUAUUUCAGACAGAAACGAUUCGUCCAAACGGUUCGUCUCCGAUCAGUGCAAUCCGCCCCCACCUAGAAGGAAGGACGGAGGGAAGCAGCGCUCACACACUCGAGAUGGCAAAAGCAGAUCAGCGCUUCGGACAAAGAGAUGGCUCCGACCAGAACUUUGACUACAUGUUCAAGCUCCUCAUUAUAGGCAACAGUAGUGUGGGCAAAACCAGCUUUCUAUUCCGAUAUGCAGACGAUUCGUUCAGCAACUCAUUUGUCAGCACUGUUGGCAUCGACUUUAAAGUAAAAACUGUCUACCGCAAUGACAAGAGGGUCAAACUUCAAAUCUGGGAUACAGCAGGUCAGGAGCGUUACAGGACCAUCACCACCGCUUACUAUAGAGGAGCAAUGGGCUUCAUUCUCAUGUAUGACAUCACCAAUGAGGAGUCGUUUAAUGCAGUACAGGAUUGGGCAACCCAGAUUAAGACCUACUCAUGGGACAAUGCUCAGGUUAUUUUAGUGGGAAAUAAAUGUGACAUGGCUGAUGAAAGAGUGAUACCUGUGGAGAAAGGCAAGCACUUGGCUGAUCAACUUGGUUUUGAGUACUAUGAGGCAAGCGCCAAGGAAAACAUCAACGUCAGGCAGGUGUUUGAGCGUCUGGUGGACAUCAUCUGCGUGAAGAUGUCUGAGCGAGUGGACGCAGACCCGUCCAUGAUCAGUGGAGCCAAGACCACUCGGCUUAGUGACAAGCCGACGCAGCUACCUCAGAAUUGCUGCUGAUUUAGCCUGUUUACUCUGCUGUCACAUGCUAGACUAUUGUGCUGAUCCUGUCUUUCCAUCUGCUUUCCAUUUCCAUCCAUUUUUUUUUAUUCCUCACAUGUAGUAGUGUUACAUGUAAUUUACUGUUACUUCUACACUGUCACUUUUAGCACAUCUCUAACUAAGGGUCAGAGUGAGGUCAAAGCAGGGACUCCAGCAAAGCACAAAAAAGCACAUGCUCACUGCCAGACACAGAUAUCUCACAUGAGUAAAUCAGACCUCAAAAGGUGUAUUAUUUUAGCAAAGACGGUGCUUAAAGUUCACCUAACACAAUCUCUCUGCUUCUUUUCUUCAACUGUUGCUCAGUAAAAGAGCACAAGUAUCACCUAAACUCAGACAAUUACAGAGUGGCCAUAACAGUUAUAUAUUAUGCACAAUAAUGGUCUGUUGUUUCAGGGUGGGUUUGAUGUUCUGCUUUUUUAACCUUUGCAGAACCACAGGCUGGUGGGUUCUUAUAAAGUUAUUUCACUGCCAAAAGUCAAGAGCACAAAGUUUUGACUGGUUAUUAAGAGACCUUUCACUCUUGCUCAUAUUUACUUUGCUGUCAUACCAAAUUAAAUGUCCAGGCUCAAAUCUGUUACGCUUGGGUGAGAGAGGGAAGAAAAAGCAUUCACCCUACCAUCAGGAGAUUGAAUCUGCCUACUAUGCCACAGCAAUCCAUGAUAACAAACCAUAAAUGACCACCACAUUAUCAGUUGUGAGCAUCUGUGAGAGGGCAUCGUUUAUGCAGUAUGUCCAGAUACCGCUUUCCUCCUAGUGUGUUCAGCUGCCAUGUGACAGAGCGUAAGCGGAAAAGUCUCAGAGGAAGCACUUGCAAGUUUUCCUCCUUAUUGUUUAAAUGGGGGGGAAAAAAUCACAUUCAGAAAAUGUAAAGCAAUCUCAUCCUGCUCACUCUCAAACAUUUUUACGGUCAUAUGUUUUCAGUGCCUGUAAGCAUUUAUUGGUUCUUGCUACUGAUUAUUGACCACUCCAACUGCCCAGCAUCAGCAAUAUUGUAUCAGAAUGGGAGGAGCUUAUCUAGAUAUCCUCCUACUGUUAAAUUGUAGGGAAGCUGAAACCCAUUCUGAUUGGCUGACGACUUUCGGUAGUGAUGUUGCACCAAAGCAUGAAAAAGGAAACCUCAGCGGGUGAGCACAAAAAAGUAUACGUGAGAAAAAUGAAUUUAACUUGUACUUGUACACAUGUAUUGUUGAGUAUCUAAAGCUAACGGCUACUAAAGCUAAAGUGCUCUACAUUUUUGGCAAUAAAAUAACACCAUAGGUUCCUUUGAAAACCUAUAAUAGGCACAAUAUAAUGUGUGGGUUUGGACAUAUGGAGCACUUUGCAAAUGUUCAGUAUAUCAUGAUAGAUCAAAAGUAGUUUAGUACUUGCAUGAAUCAAGCUGAGUAGCCUACAAAUAGUCUUAUGAAACAAAAAUCAAAUCCCUACAUGUUCUCUUGCAUCAAAGUGAGUAUUUUCUUGUGGAAUAUAUGUAACUAUAUAUUUGAAUGUUGUGUGUGUGCGUGCGUGUGUGUGUGUGUGCGCGUACUGACCAUAUGGAUCCGUAAGGUGAUAUUCAGGUUGUUACUGCACAUAUUUAUGCUUCAUUUACAGUGACAACACAUUCAAAUAUCUUUAGAGAUGCCAGUAUAUGUAUAUUUGUGCCACGACUGAUUUAUAUUUCAGAAACGUAGCAAAUCCUUGUGGAGUUCUACAUGUAUCACAUACAUUGAGUUUUCACUUGAGUGAUGUAAGCAUUUAUGAAUAAUGUUUUAUGUAACUACUUUGAAAUUAAUUUUACAUGAGAUAUUUAUAAUUGAGAUGUUGUAAGCUAUCAAGCUGGUCUUUGCUGAGUAGAUAUUUAUUUUUAUGCUAUAAUUGAAGCUGGGAACAUAUAGAUGUACUGUAACUUUGCUGUCAGUAAUUUUUUUUCUGGUAGAAAAAUUUGCACAAGGAUAUAGAGUGAUUGUACAGACCAUUGUAAAAGUUGGUUUUAGAUGCACUUUGUAACAAUAAAAGUACCACUCACACCA
This is a messenger RNA of Hemibagrus wyckioides, 4034 nucleotides long. It is a transcript of the gene rab3b, whose product is annotated as RAB3B, member RAS oncogene family. The transcript has 5 exons. Lineage: Eukaryota; Metazoa; Chordata; Actinopteri; Siluriformes; Bagridae. The record is from RefSeq and is a predicted model, not a curated record. Gene Ontology annotation, cellular component: plasma membrane; endosome; synaptic vesicle. Gene Ontology annotation, molecular function: GTPase activity; GTP binding. The coding region runs from base 1330 to 1983 and encodes 217 amino acids. Gene Ontology annotation, biological process: protein localization to plasma membrane; regulation of exocytosis; protein secretion.